Arctia plantaginis is the source of this 381-nucleotide messenger RNA. Lineage: Eukaryota; Metazoa; Arthropoda; Insecta; Lepidoptera; Erebidae. The record is from the annotation of a GenBank genome assembly.
AUGAAAACCAUAAUCUUCCUCGGUUUCCUAGCAGUCGCACUUGCCGCUCCCCAAGGCAAUGAGCCCAUUCCUAUAGUAAAACAAGUUAGUGAAAUCAACCCUGAUGGUUCCUACUCUUAUUCAUACGAAACCGGUAACGGUAUUAAUGCUGAAGAGAAAGGAUCCCUUAAAAACAUCGGCGGUGAAGAACCCGCGUUGCAAGUUGAAGGCCAAUUCCAGUACCCCAGUGACGAUGGUACCAAUAUCCAGCUGUCUUACACAGCUGACGAAAAUGGAUUCCAUCCCCAAGGUGCUCACCUCCCGACUCCCCCUCCAAUCCCAGAGGACAUCCAAAAGGCUCUUGCAUACCUUGCCACUGCCUCUCCUCAGCCUGAAAACUAA